AUGUCGGAAGCUGUUGCUAAAGGUGAAGAUGUGCUGCUUAGAGAGGCAGUUUCCAAGUUCGUCUCCACAUACAAUAGGAAGCCGACAGCGGCUGCUGCAGCCCCCGGUAGGGUCAAUCUCAUUGGGGAGCACGUAGACUAUUGUGAAGGGUUCGUGCUGCCUGUGGCGUUACCAUUUUUCACUGUUGUGGUGGGUUCAUACAAUUCCACUGAUGAGUGUAGGGUCCUGUCAAUCCUAGCCAGUGGACAAGAGGUCCAGACCAGCUUCCCUUCAACAGAAUCAUCUUCUUUGCAACCCGGGGAGCCGGGGUGGGCUAACUAUGUAAAGGGCGUGCUGGCCAAUUUUCCAGAAAAGGUGAAAGGUUUCGACUCAGUUAUAGUAUCAGACGUGCCAAUGGGUUCUGGCGUUUCCAGUAGUGCUUCAUUGGAAGUAGCUUUCUUCACGUUCCUAGAAGACCUUACUAAGACCACGGUUGAUCCAGUCAAAAAGGCUCAGUUGUGUCAGAAAGCUGAACAUGAUUUUCCUGGAAUGCCGUGCGGUAUUAUGGAUCAGUUCAUAGUGACUCUUGGAAAAAAAGAUCACGCAUUACUAAUAGAUUGCAGGUCAUUAGAGUCUAAGCAGGUACCAAUGAAGUGUUCAGACGUCGUUCUGUUGGUGGUGAAUUCUAAUGUGAAGCAUCAGUUAACUGGAAGUGAAUACCCUCAGAGGAGAGCGCAGUGUCAGCAGGCCGCUGAUGAAUUGGGGAAACCGUCCUUAAGGAGCGCCACCGUUCAAGAUCUUGCACAACUGAAAUGCGAGGAAAUAGUUCUGAAACGUGCUAAGCACGUUGUCGAAGAGAUCGCCCGGACCGAGUUAGUCGCACAACUUUUAGAGAAGAAAGAUUAUAAGGAGGUAGGGCGUCUGUUCUAUCAGUCCCACGAGUCUCUGAGCAAGCUGAUGGAGGUUUCUUGUCCCGAGUUAGACCAGCUCGUUGAUAUCAUGAGGUCAUCGGACGGAGUCUUCGGCGCCAGAAUGACGGGCGGCGGCUUCGGUGGAUGCGUCAUAGCCUUAGUAAAAAAGGAAUACUUGCCAUCUAUAAAGAGCAAGGUCCGGGCGGAGUACAAAGGUAAGCCAGUGUUCUUUGAGUGCGAGCCGAGUGACGGUGCAAGAAUAUUGAAACUAGAAUAA
Molecule: messenger RNA, 1167 nt
Organism: Danaus chrysippus (African queen)
Lineage: Eukaryota; Metazoa; Arthropoda; Insecta; Lepidoptera; Nymphalidae
Source: the annotation of a GenBank genome assembly